AUGACAAUAUCAUACUCGGGCAAUUUCUUCAGAUUACUAUUGAGAUGGAAAGGAUCUAUUUGGAGAUCUGUAUGGAAAGAAUUAAUUGUGUAUAUCAUGAUAUAUUUUGCAAUUAGAGUAUUUUAUAUUCAUGGCAUCGAUUUACUCGAUGACGACGAAAACGAUAGAAGAUUCUACAGAUCUAAGUUUGAAGCAUUAUGUCGGAAGUUUGAUAGUUACACCAAGCUCAUACCUCUGACAUUUCUCUUAGGAUUCUAUGUCUCAAAUGUUGUGUCGAGAUGGUGGAGGCAAUUUGAAACUAUUUAUUGGCCAGAAGAUAUUGUCUCCGUUAUGUGUACAGUUAUUCACGCCAAUGACGAGGAAAGCCAAAAGAGACGGCACACAAUAACCAGAUACAUAAACCUGUCAGCUGCUCUUGCCUGGCGGGAUAUUUCUUCAAAAAUUCGUUUACGUUUCCCUACUGUUCACUCGCUAGUGGAUUCUGGGUUACUAACUGAGAAAGAGUAUGAUUUACUCGAAACAAAAACAGAGGAUUGUCAGUCAGUCAGGUGGCUAACACCUCUUCAUUGGGUUCAACAGCUCCUUAGGAAGGAAGAAGAGACAACUAACACAACUACUAAUGAUGAACGCAAUAUCCUGAUACCCUUCCCGUUAACUUCUCAUAAUAGAUCAAAAGGGACCACGGAAAAAAAACCUACAGCUUCUCUUCUGAACAACUUUGUAACUGAACUUAAGUUAUACAGACAAUCACUAAGAAAACUUUACUCUUAUGAUUGGGUGUGCGUUCCUCUCGUGUACACUCAGGUUGCUGCCUUAGCCACUUAUGCGUUCUUUUUCUUUGCCGUGUUUGGACGCCAAGCGUUAUUACCCGACAUAAACUCUGGGAAGGAGAUAGAUACUGUUCUUCCUAUCUUUUUGAUUGUUCAAUUCAUGUUUUUCGUCGGUUGGUUCAAAAUCGGGCAAGAUCUAAUGCGGCCAUUUGGCUUAGAUGACGAUGAUAUAGAACUAAAUUAUCUUCUUGAUCGUAACAUAUCCACAUCGUUUGCUAUCAUUAAUCAGAUUCACACAUCGGAGCCACCUGAGUUUGAAGAAGAUUUAUUCUGGAAAACAAGAAAUGGAAAAAUUGAUCCGCUACCUCAUACUCCACGGAGUCGUCGUUUAGCAGAACAUCGACCAAAGCUUCACUCAUACGUAAGGGUUGGUGAUGGAGAAGACGUGGAUUCAAAGUCGUGUCUUGCUCGUUCUCGUGAUAAAAGAUACAUCGACUGGUGA
This is a messenger RNA of Auanema sp. JU1783, 1272 nucleotides long. The record is from the annotation of a GenBank genome assembly. NCBI's taxonomy places the organism in Eukaryota, Metazoa, Nematoda, Chromadorea, Rhabditida, Rhabditidae.